This is a messenger RNA of Pogonomyrmex barbatus (red harvester ant), 5092 nucleotides long. RefSeq lists its product as uncharacterized. The record is from RefSeq and is a predicted model, not a curated record. NCBI's taxonomy places the organism in Eukaryota, Metazoa, Arthropoda, Insecta, Hymenoptera, Formicidae.
CUUUUCUUUUUAUUAUGAAACUUUUAUUCUAUUUUAUUUUUUUAAAUCGCAAUUAUAUAGCAACUGUUUUCAGAUUAACAUAAAUCGUAAAUGCAAAAUUGAUCAUCCACUUUCAAAGACGUUUGAAGUGUGACGAUUCGAGGAAAUUUUCCAAGAAAUGAAUUUCAUCAAGAUAAAAAGUAAUCUCCUCCGGCCGCGAUUUCCCAGAUCUGAUUGCGACUUGGUAGCUUCCGCUCGCGCAAUUAAAAAAAAGUGAAUGAAAGCGAAACUUCGCUUCGCGCGUGCACGCACGCAUACGACAUGCGCUCAAGAUGCCUUCGUGCUUCCCUUUAUAGCUAGAGACAAAUAUACACCUUGGCGUAGGUCCAAUCGCCCGUAUAUACCCGCACACAGUCUACGGGAAAAACGGACAAACCCCCGUAAUAGCGGAGCUGUGUCAGUGCUAUUAGUGACGUCGCGCGCGGCGUAGGAAUCUCGAACGUGGACGCGUGUAAAAAAAAAGGAGGAGAAAGAAGAAAAAAAGGAAGAAAUGAGCGAGUUCUGCGUAUAGGAGCGAGUCGUCUCUCGGGAAAGGGGGCGAGAUCGCGAGAAACUACCCCCCCUGUACGAUGCGCCUACUGUCCGAUUACGUGAUUACGAUGCGAUUACCGUGCUCAUUCGGGAAGAUGGAAGAAACGACGAGCGCCGCGACGACGAACGCCCGUUUCUGACCGAGCGACCGACAACAGAUCUAGGAUAAAUUUAAUUAACACAUCCGCCCGCUGCAUUUGGGCUGAUAUCGAGUGCCGAUCGAGUGAGUAGCGUGCCGUACAAAUACCGCCGCAACGAAUUGCGAUGCACUCCAUGUAUUCGUCCAAGAAAGGCGACCCUCUUUGCCCUUUGGGCUUCCAUCCGCAGGUUCGAUGGCCAACACGUUGCAAACGAUGUUUCAGGGAUUACAAAGAACAUGGCGGAAGAAGAAACAGCCUCGGAGACGUCACGUCUUCAUCUCCAAGUCUUGCCUCGGAUUCACGCGGUUCGGAUAGCAAAAGGACAUGGUCUUCCGCUACGAAUCUGGCGAAAGACGAAACCAAGAAUAAUCAUUCGCAUCCGGCGACGACGGCUGGAUGGACAUCCCUGAUGGAUCUCUCCGCCAUAGAUAAGAAUCCAGAGGACGCUACCAAAUUAGAAAACGUUAGGAAACCGGCGAAGCUUCAAAUAAAAAAUGUGAUAAGCAACACCAACGGCGGCACUUCGGAAAACGACGUGGAGUUUAUAAUUCAGGUAAGGAAAUCACGAGCAGCACCGUCAAAACAGGUGGUUCAGGACGGGUUGGAUAGUGUCACGGUAAAGGGACAGGACACCGAGAAGAGUGAAAUAGAAAAAUUGAGAUCUCAGUUAAACGAUAUGAAAGCGAGAUGCGAGAAAGCGGAGAAGGAAAAAAGCGAGAUAUUGCUGCGUCGAUUGACGACGAUGGAGACAAUGUCGAACAAAUCAUCGACGGGAGAAGUGGCGAAGCUGCAGAAGAAAAAUGAAGCACUUGUGCAAGAGAAAAAUGUACUGCUGGCGAAGAUAAAAAGCUUGGAGAGAGAAGCGAUCGGCAAACCGUACAGAGGUGAAAGGGAUAAAGCGCACGACGAAUUACGUUCGAAACUGAAAGCCGCGGAAAAUCUCUGCGAGAGUUUAAUGGACGAAAACGAGGAUAUGAAAAAGGAAAUUAGACAAUUGGAAGAAGAGAUUUAUGAGCUGCAGGAUAAUUUUAGGGACGAACAGGCAGACGAGUAUACUCGUUUACGAAAAAGUUUGGAGCAGUCGAACAAAAAUUGUCGAAUAUUGUCGUUCAAAUUGCGAAAAGUAGAGCGCAAGGCCGAAGAAUUAGAGAACGAACGAUCCGCUUUGGAAAAGAAAUAUGAAGAGGUGAAGAAAACAGAAGAGAUUCUGCAGAAACUAAGCGGCGCAUUCCAAGACAGAACACAGAAGAAGCCAACGGAAUCCACAACAAAGUUGCAACUUAAAAAAAUGGUUGACGAAAUGGAGAAGGAAAUAGAGGAUAUGCUGAGUAUUUUUAUCAACAUUAAAAAUGGACACAACGUAGAUAUAUCGAAUAUAAAACUGAAAGAGAAUAAUAAUUUGAAGUAUGACAAACUUUUAAAGGAACAUGAAUUGCUUAAAGAGAAAUUGGAAUGUGCUAUGAAGGAACUGGCGAGCGAAAGAGAGAAGAAGAAGGUUCAACCAACUGUAAAAGUAGAAGAUACCAAAAAUACGGAUUUGCAAAAUGUGAAGAAAAAGUUAGACGAAGCAGUUACUUUACGAGAAGCUGAAAGAAAAGCCUGGGAUAAAGAGAAACUGGCGCUUUCGGAAGAAAAAGAAAAAUUGAAAUCUAAACUUUUAUCAUUAUCGUCCGAGAAAUUAAAAAUUUAUAACGAGGUUGUACAACUAAAGAAAGAUCUCGAAACAGCUCAAUCGUCGGAAAAAAAUGCGGCAAAGAUGGAAGCAACAAUAAAUGAAAUAAAAGAAAAACUCUCACAGGAACAAGAAAAAUGUAAAAGAUUACAGGACGAUUUGUCAUCAUACACAGAAAGAGAAUCGAAAAUGUCGCAAUCAAUAACAUCUAUUGAGCAGAUGAAAGCCAAGCUCGACGCUGAGGUAAAACGUUUGAAGAAGGAAUUAGAAAAUACAAAGUCCACCAUGUCAACAAAGAUCACCGAUCUAACUGCAGAACUUGCCGAGCUUAAACGAGAGAAAGAAAAAUUAACGGCGCAACUUAACAGUGAAAACGAGGCACACGAAGCUGAAAUAGCGACACUCAAGAAAAAAAUAACUUCCUUAGAAAAAGAUGGGCUAAAUACAAAACGCAUAAACGAAAUAAAAGAGACUUACAAUGAAAAAAUAUUAAAUCUUGAGAACGACAUUAAGAAACAUCAGCGGGAACAAGAGACUCUUACUAAAAAAUAUCAAGAGCUUACAAACUCAAAGCUGCAACUUGAAAAGAAGAAUGAAUCUUUGAAUAGCAAGUGCUCUGAGCACAAGAAGGACUUGAAAAAUAUGCAAACCGAACUUGAAGAGUUACGUAACUCGAUGAGAAUAAAAGAGAACGAGUGGCGAUUAGAAAAAUCUGCUCUUGAGGGCCAAAUUCGUGACAGCCAGUUACCAAACAAAGUUAUCGUGGAAGAAUUAAAUGACGAAAUUAAUACAAUGAAGAAAGAAAAUGCCACUUUAUUGGAACGAUUGGAAGACACGAGAAAAGUGAAUGAUGACUUGUCUGCAAAACUAAAAGACUAUCAAGCAGUUUCCAAAAUUCAUCAAGCGUUGACACCCGACACCACGGCAUUAGAGUCGGAAAUUCGAAAAUUAAAGAAUGCUCUGACAAAUAUGGAAAAGGCUAAAAAGGCGGAUCUCGCGCAGUGUAAAAUGCGCUACGAGCAUAGAAUUACGGCGAUCAACGACGAGAUACAGGCAAUUCAGAAUCAAUUAUCGCGAUACAAACGCGAACGCGACACUUAUAAGCAUAUGCUGGAAGGCGCACAAAAAACUAUAAGUGAGCUAAAGUCCACGAGACAAGGUAGACUCUCUAAUACAUCUUCUGGAAAAUCGGACGAGGACGAAGAAACAUUGAAAGCCAACGUAUUAACGCUAGAAAAACAAAUUAGCAGUAUGGAAGACGAACUUUCUGAGACAAAGUUAGAAGCGUCCAGAUUGAAGGCUGAAUUAGUUUCGGAAAAAUCAGCUGGUCAUGUUAAAGUCUCUGAAUUGCAAUCCCGAAUCAACGAGUUGGAGGAAGAGCGAUUGCUCACUAGCGGACGUUCGAAGAUUCCAGGAUUGAAAGUACGCAUGGAGCUUGCUUGGCAAAAAGAGAGAGAAGAGCAUCAAAGAUUAUUGCAAGAAACAGCAACGUUAGCGCGAGAUUUGCGACAGACAUUGUUCGAGAUAGAAAGAGAACGCAGCAAAGAGCGGCUUGAAAAUAAAAGGAGACAAGAUCAGUUGAAGAAAAUCUUCGACGAAGAAAAGGAAGAAAACAGGAAGAAAUUAUCGGAAUUACAAUGCGACCUACUCGAGCUGCGAGAUGCGCACGCGAAAUUGAGGACGAGCAACGAGAAGAUGAGACGCGAGAAAGAGCGACACGAGAAGGAGAGGCAGGAACUCAAAGAAGUUAUACUAAAUAAAUGUAAACUGGAGCAAACUGAAUUGCGGAACAUUAACAUUCUUAUGCAACAAGUGCAGGAUUUGUUACAGUUGUUCCCUGAAUUAAAUACCGUAACCGAGAACGGCACGCCCGAUAUAUACACGCCAACUCCACCUAGACGAUUGAAGGGACCAAAAUCAAGAGAAUCGUCGCCGAUGCUGGAAACAAAGGACGACGUGAAAGCAACCCCGAUACUCGGUGAGAGAACAGAGAAGUUAGAGUAUACUAUUAAAAAAUUAAUGGAUGUGGCGAGGGAACUUAAAGAAUCGAAGAAAACGGCAGAUGAAGCGAAUGCAACACGCUUGAAGAAAUUGGGGAAGAGAGCGACGUCAGUGGAAAGCGAUCCAGGAAAAGGAGUGAUGUUGAAUCGUAGUAAACCACGUUUGAAGAGAAAGAGUCUUUCUUUGGAACAAACAUCUGGGCGUCAAGAGUCUCCAGCCAUUUGGACAGAUAGUAAUCUGUCGAGUAUGCAAUCCUUGGAGGGAUCGGAAGUCGAGUCUCGUGGAACUAGUCGACACAGAGAUUCCAGUGUAGAUAGCCGCCUUUCCGGAGGAUCGACAAAAAGCGAAAUGUUAGAUCGAGACAAGAAAUAUGGCAAGGGGAUAAUACGAAAAUUAACACAUAAAUUAACUAAAUCAUCGAGCGUCGAUGACCCGAACAUGACUGACUACUCGCUUCAGACAUCUGGUUCUGAAACCAGCCUCAAUGAAAGCAGUAAACUGGAAAAGAAGAAUUUAAGGAAGAAAUUAUCAGCCAUGUUCAAAAGAGGUUCAAAAGGCAGCAGCAUAGAGAAGAAAUCUGGAUCCGGCAAUUCCAGCAGACCUGCUUCGAGGAACUCCAUGAUGUCGAAUUAAUAAUCCCACAUGUUCGAAACUUAUUAAGAGACUUGAGGACAAGACAUCAUGAUUAUCAUUUCCGAAAAAAAAAAAA